CUGUACUAUCCUGGACCCCUGUGUUCUCCUCCUGUAUCUACAUAAUUAAGGCUCUCCGUUCGUUCCCAGCGCCUCCCCCGCCCGCUCCUCACACCACAAAGAACACCGGAGGCUGUGCAAAAAUUCUUCCGGCGGAGCUGACUCUUGGUGGGCGAGAGGAUGGCAACCAGUGCAGCUUGUCAUGGCGCCGGGGCCGUGGUGAAGGUUGAGAAUAGCAUCGCUGGCCGGGUGAGGAGGGGCCACGCUGCACGGGCUGCCGGAUCCGUCGGAGCAGCUGCAGAAGUUGGACGUCUCCACGGUGAAUCCUCCUACAGCACGUUCCGCUUCAAGGUGAAGAACAAGCAGAUGCCGUGGAUGAGGAUACCGGGCGGAUGGGAGGAACAAAUGGAGGGGCCGUGCCCAAGGUACAUCAAGCUCUGGACUGGCAAUGGUGUGUGGUCUGCUUGGAUGAAUCGGGUGACGAAUGGGGGCGACUCCAUGUACCUGACAGACGGAUGGGUGCAGUUCGUCAAGCAGCAUGGCGUGCAGAACGGAGACAUGCUGACCUUCCAGAUCAUCGGGCCUGAUGCGUGGUACGUUCGCAUCUACGCAGACGGCGGGGAAGAGAGGCCGAUUCGCCACGAAUAGUGAUUUAGAGAGGGCUUGUCAUCUUGUUGAGUCGUAUGAUUUACUAUUCCCUUGAAACAUCCCUAUCUCUGAACUCUUCUGAAUAAGCGCCUUGUAGUUUACAUUUUGGUUCUGCCAUGGCUUGUGACUUUGUUGGUGCCUAUCUAUCAAGCUUGUGUCUGUUAGUUCAGUACUGAAUCGUCAAAAUGCCUGUAGGACAGAUCCUAAUCUGAAUGAAUUAUUGCUACCGCUUUAA
This is a messenger RNA of Triticum aestivum (bread wheat), 862 nucleotides long. RefSeq lists its product as uncharacterized. Bases 160 to 627 code for a protein of 155 amino acids. Lineage: Eukaryota; Viridiplantae; Streptophyta; Magnoliopsida; Poales; Poaceae. The transcript is spliced from 2 exons. Gene Ontology annotation, molecular function: DNA binding. The record is from RefSeq and is a predicted model, not a curated record.